Molecule: messenger RNA, 1821 nt
Organism: Metarhizium brunneum ARSEF 3297
Lineage: Eukaryota; Fungi; Ascomycota; Sordariomycetes; Hypocreales; Clavicipitaceae
Product: Adenosine deaminase 2
Biological process (GO): inosine biosynthetic process; adenosine catabolic process
Molecular function (GO): adenosine deaminase activity
Source: RefSeq, a predicted model, not a curated record
AUGGAACUUCACAAAUGUUUAAACGACGCUGACCGCCAGGACAAAGAGGCAGCAAAUCGUAUGGUCCAAGCUCAAUAUAACGAACUCGAUGCACGAGGGCUGAGCAAUUCACCUCCCCUAAAUAUCGGCUCCAUUGGCUCCAAACCCAACAGCUCCGAGGACCACGCCGAAUAUAUGAAAGAGUAUGAGGCGGCUUACGCAAAAGAACGGAACAGAAUUUGGCAGCAAGAGAAAGACCUCGCUUUUGAUUCAAGAUGCCGUGCAAAUGCUACCGCACUCGAACAGCGGGUUGAUCAAAUACUGCAUGAAUUUCGCAGGCAAGAUGAAGACAUGUUUGAGAACCAACCACCACGGUCAGGUCACGGUGGACAGCAACAUCAGAGAUUUGUAGGAGACCACUACUUGUCAAAUGUUGACCUCAUUCCAAAGACAGCUUUAUGGCGUGUGGCAAAGCAAACUCCAAAGGGGAGUCACCUUCACAACCAUUUCAACGCUUGCUUGCCAGCAAGCUUUCUUUUGGACCAAGCAGCACAAAUGCCCAGGAUGUACAUCAUGGGCGACCGCUCCCUGAACCCAGCCAACCUUAAAAUGUGUCAGAUACAAUUCUCCAUCAAAAGCGAAGAAAGUGAGAAAGAUGGGCCCGGUCCGGAAAAUAUCUUUUCACAGGACUAUGAAAGUGGCUGCCUCUGGUCCAUGAAAUUGAGCGAAUUCUUGGGGCAAUCCAAGGAUAGAUUCAAUGGCCUAGAACCCAUGGAGUGGUUGCGGACAAAGGUAGAAUUUGACGAGGAGGAGGUUCAUGGUCCGGAACAAACUCAACGAGGAUCUUGGCAACUCUUUAAUAUGAGGACGAAGCUGAUGAAAGGGCUCUUCAAUUACGAAACAGGCUUUCGAAAGUACACACAAGCGUAUCUUCAAAACCUUGUAGAAGACAAGAUUUUGUAUGCCGAGUUGCGGGUAACCUUCAUGGAAAGCAACUACCUGUUCUCGGAUGACGGUAUAGAACGGAAGAAUAAUUUUGAAAUUGUGCGCAUCAUUGCCGAGGAAUUGGAUCAGUUCAAGGCCUGCUUGACGAACAAGAAUGCGUUUCAUCACGUCAAAGUUAUUUACUGUACACCACGAUCUAUGGAACCAGAAAUGGUUCAGGCUGGCUUGGACGAGUGUAUCAAACUCAAGGAACUGUGGCCAGGACUGAUCGCAGGCUACGAUUUGGUCGGGCAGGAAGGGCCAGCGAAGGAUGUCAAGUAUCCCCUCCAGAAGUUCGCUUACCAGUUUCAUUCAUUCAGACAAAAAUGUGAAGCGAAAGGCCUUGAUAUACCUUUUCUGUUUCACUGCGGUGAAACACUCGAGAUGGGGACUAGUACAGAUGGCAACUUGAUUGACGCGCUUAUGCUGGGUGCAAAGCGCAUUGGUCAUGGCUUCGCUCUGAUCAAGCAUCCGCACAUUAUGCAACAAAUGAAGGCCAAGGGCGUCUGCCUAGAGCUGUGUCCAAUUUCGAAUGAGAUCUUGGGCCUAACGCCUCGAGUGACUGGCCAUUCAAUGUAUCCUCUCCUAGCUAAUAAUGUGCACUGCACUAUCAACGCCGACAACGGAACUCUGUUUCGAUCUUCCUUAUCGCACGAUUUCUACCAAACUCUGGCUGGCAAAGACGAUCUAGGGAUCUACGGUGUGAAGCAGUUGAUUUUGUGGAGUAUCCAACAUGCCUGUUUGGACGACGACGAGAAGCAGCAAGUGCUCAAAAAAUGGGAACAGCAAUGGGCAGAUUUCCUGAAUCAGGUGGUGAAUGACUAUGAUUUCUCAAUAAGGACACCAACGCAAGGAUGA